UCAUGCCUGCUGUUAAAACCACCGUUUCUACUCUACCCUCAGAAUACUUCACAUGGGGCAGUGCCAUCUGAUGCCUACAGCCUUUUAUUGAAACAUCUCAGAGGACCCGUUAUUGAUCAAAUGGAGGGCACGUUUCCAUCAGAAAACACUUCGUCCACCACCUGUAACUUCUCCCUCUGCCCGACUGCUGCAACGUUACAUUUCCUUCCCUCCUUCUAUGCGCUCCUCUUCCUCACCGCCCUCCCAGGGAAUGCACUCGCUCUCUGGGUGUUCCUGCGGUGCAUCUCCAACUUCUCCCCCAUCCACAUGUAUCUGUGCCACCUGAGUAUAUCCAAUCUGUUGUUGUCCAUCACCACGCCCUUCCUCGCAGCCUACUAUGCUGAAGGCUUGGUCUGGGGUCUGAAUGAUGUCCUGUGUCAGCUCGUCCUGCACGGCAUUACCCCGGUGCUCCACAUUAACAUCUACAUAAGCUUAAUGAUGCUCACUUGGGUGGCCCUCAGCCGCUUUGCGUCCCUAAUCCAGAACACCCACGCCUCGAGGCCCAGCGCCUGCACCACCCUGCUGCCACACGCCUUCUUCGCUAGCCUCAAAAAAGUGUCCUUCGCCAACGUCGUGUGCAUAACGGUGUGGCUAAUGUCAGUGGGGAGCAUAGUGCCAGUGACUGUUUAUUACGCAGUGCACGAGGCUAUGAACCAAACCACCAAAAAUGACAAAUCAGGACGUGGGAAGGUGUGCUACAGCCCUGCUGUGGAACUCGGAGGCCGUCUGUCUCAAACUGCCACUGUGGUCAUUACAGCCUUCUUCUUUGUUUUGUACCUGCUGGUGCUGCUGUCCUACGUCACGGUGCUGAGGCAUAUCCGGCGCUCACGUCGCAACACACCAGUCACAACCUCCCAGAGACUGCUGAGCAGGGUGUUCCGAAACAUUGUGGUCAUCCAGGUCAUUCUUUCUGUUUGCCUUCUGCCGCACCAUAUCUUCAAACCCAUCUUCAUUUCUCUGGUCCAUGAAACUCCCCUUCAAUGUUCCCCCACCAAAGAAACUUCCAGUUGCCACCCAUUCUCCGGCAUUAUCGAGCUGAAGAACUGCCUGUUUCUUCUUGCUGCACUGAGAAGCUCAACUGACCCCAUCAUGUACUAUGUGCUGGACAGGACGUUCCGCAAUGAAACCCUCAAACUUUUAAGGUGGAACCAGAAAAACUCCACAACACUGCAGAUGUUCUGCUCAGGUACAGGAAGUGCCACUCCGAAGUCCGAACAGCAGAAGGAGGAAACCGCAGUUUCUGGCACUGUGGAGUUCAGUCAUGCAAGUGUUAUAUAGUUAAUAAUACUCAUCUUUUGACUGCAUGGGAAAGCAAAUGUACGAAAGUUUCUACUUACAAAGCAGCUCAUGAAAAAACCCGAGCAGUGAGUAGGAGAAAGGCAGUGGCACAACACUUCCCUUUUCACAAGUCUGUAUCAUUACUACAACUCAAAGCAAGAAGUUUUUGGUCAGUUUGAGUAACACAGUCAGUUUCUACCAAAUACACCAGGACUGUAUUCACAGUCUAAAUUUCUCUCUUGUGCAGCUUUAAUCCAAGUUUUCAUUUAAAUGAUGUCCUCGUUGUGUCUGAUAGUAUCUUAUUACUUCACAAAGAAAUCAGCAUAUCAGACACGCGCUGACCAAACGUUAACAGUUAAAGCUCAAUGUCCUCUGUGCAGUGGUCUUUUAAUAUCAGACAUCAGCACUCGCCACUGGCCACGCGUGCUCUGUCCUGCUGUAGCUUCAGCCAUUGCUCGGUUGUGAGACUGCAGGACUGCACUAAAAUAACAGAGCACCAAGAACAUGUCAGACCGUCAGGCCCUGAAAACUAAACGAAAAUAUUUUUAAAAAGUUAAGACUUUAAAAGAACUGCACACAUACACACAUGCAUUAGUUGAACCUGAGGAAUAAACUAAAGAAAUUCCAAAUUUCAUUUUCCUGUAUUAUCUGGUCGGACCACCUGUGACAAUGGAGCAGCCUAAAGUAGCUUUCAGUUAAAUAUGGAUACUUGGGAUGUGGUGUUACUGUUGUUUGUGAAGCUCUGUGAAUUACACUCCUUUGCUUUGUGAUAUCCUUACUUGUGUUUAUUUUAAAUGAAGUCUCAGUAUAUUGAAGUUAAAGUACUCUGUGCCUCCAGCUGCAUUGUUUCUUUCUCUUUCUCUCUGUAACCGCUUCUACACAUUCACACUCUGGUCCUACUUACA
Pelmatolapia mariae (spotted tilapia) is the source of this 2222-nucleotide messenger RNA. RefSeq names its product probable G-protein coupled receptor 82. Gene Ontology annotation, molecular function: G protein-coupled receptor activity. The coding region runs from base 121 to 1317 and encodes 398 amino acids. Gene Ontology annotation, cellular component: membrane. Gene Ontology annotation, biological process: G protein-coupled receptor signaling pathway. The record is from RefSeq and is a predicted model, not a curated record. Lineage: Eukaryota; Metazoa; Chordata; Actinopteri; Cichliformes; Cichlidae. The transcript has 4 exons.